AUGUCUACAAGAGCACCGUUCCUCCAAGAGUAUACACAAGAGGACGACGUCAAGCCGCGGAGACCUAUACCGCACAUAUUUUCCCCCUUCUGGCACGGGACUGACUCCAACUACGAAACAACCAACAGGGACAUCAGGGCCAUGAUUUCCAAACCAUUGUCAGGAGACGAGCAGAGGACUGCAGAUUCAGGGGGCGGCUACGUGUACGUGUUCUGCCUUCCGGUCGACGAAGCCGUGAGCCCACCAACGCGCCACGUCAAGAUCGGCAUGACGACCAGGUCUGUUCCCGACCGGAUGCGGAGGAUCGCGAGCGCGUGCCGAUACGAACCCUCGGCGGUCUGCAGCGUGUCCACGCGGUAUCCACUCCGCGUGGAGCGGCUCUGCCACGCGCAGCUCCGAGGCCGGCGCCGCAGGGAGUCGCCUAGUUGCCCGGGCUGUGGUCGGGCUCACCGGGAGUGGUUCGAGGUGGGUCCGCCAGAGGCUGAGCGGGUGGUGUGUUUCUGGUCCGAGUGGAUGGAGCAUACCGAGCCGUACAAUGAGGGUACAGGUGAGCUCAAGUCCGAAUGGAGUGAGCGUUUGGGUGAGGUGCAGGUUUGUGAUGAACCUAGCCGCUGCUGGGGUUUAUUCUGCAAUGAUGCGGAUGUGAUGAUGAGGGGGCGCGUGGCAAAACAUGAGACCACAGUCUGA
This is a messenger RNA of Pyricularia grisea, 687 nucleotides long. RefSeq lists its product as uncharacterized. The record is from RefSeq and is a predicted model, not a curated record. NCBI's taxonomy places the organism in Eukaryota, Fungi, Ascomycota, Sordariomycetes, Magnaporthales, Pyriculariaceae. The transcript has a single exon. The coding region runs from base 1 to 687 and encodes 228 amino acids.